This is a messenger RNA of Mytilus californianus (California mussel), 3688 nucleotides long. RefSeq lists its product as uncharacterized. Lineage: Eukaryota; Metazoa; Mollusca; Bivalvia; Mytilida; Mytilidae. The coding region runs from base 195 to 1307 and encodes 370 amino acids. The record is from RefSeq and is a predicted model, not a curated record. The transcript has 9 exons.
GUAUGUGAGGUUGGUUUGUAUAUACUUUCCUUCAAACUGAGGCUCUAAAAUAGCUUUUAUUCAAAAUGUAGUUGCAAAUCUGGUGAGAAAGAGUUACACCUCCCCCUUGUUUAAAAAAAAAAAAAAAAAGAAAAAGAAGACUGAGAUGAAGACGAGAUAUUGCUGGAUAUAAGAGGUAUAAGAAGAAUAAAAUAAUGUAUCUAAACAGAUUCCUACUCAUUUUGACAAUAUUUGUUCUGGUGGUCAGUUCUGAGACGGUACCCGGCACUUGUGUCAUUGAGAAAAAAUCCUGUUCUGCAGAAAAAUGUGAACUACAGUUAACAUCAUAUUGUAUGGAACGAGUAAGUGCUGUACAGUGGUAUCAUGGGAGAAAAAGAAUAGACGAUGUCAAGGAUUCACAUUACACAGGAUCGUUAAAAGAAACCAUGGUGCAUUGUAGUUCUCAAAUUCCAUGUGUACGAGCCGUUAUGACCCUGGUCAUGGCACCGUUUUUACCACGUGAUUAUGGAAUGUACAGAUGUGUCUUGACGACACCUAGCAAAGAAAUUCGCUGUGAAUCUAAUUUUACACUCAAACUUUCAAAUCCGAUUGUAACAGAAAAUGGCGAUUCUGGGAGUAUACAAGUAAAAACUAACUAUAUAUACAUUGCCAUAGGUGUUGUUGCAGGCUGUGGUCUGAUGAUAGUAAUACUCCUUAUUGCCGUCAUUAAACUGGCUCGAGGAAGACGACAAAGAAGAGUUAUGGAAAGGGAGAUAAACGUCCAGAACAAUAGAAAAGAAAGUGCUGGUCAGUCUCAUCACACCUACGCUUCAAUCGGUUCUGAUAUAGGUCAUUAUGAGAGUCUGUCUGGAAGAAGAGGUACAAAAGAGGGGUAUGAUAUUCCAGGACCAGCAGUUUCUAUAAAAAAAGAUUCCGAAGGCUACUUGAAACCAGAAACUCAUAGUAGACUGCCAGAACCGGAAGAAGCGGAAGUACAAGACGACGAAUUCAGUGAUUUCACUAUGGGUUCCGCUUUUUCAUCGUCGACAUUUUCAUUUGCUCAAGAAGACAUCGAGGCUUAUAACAACCGGAAGUAUUCAGCUGCAAGUAAUCAGAACAUUGACCCAACCUAUACAGUAGAAAAUAUUCGAAGAAAGUCCAGCAUGGCUUUGUCUAAUCCAGAAUACACAGCCGGUGUUUUCCAGAAAUCCAAGUCGCAGAAAGCUGGAGGUACAGUUAAAGGUUCACAGCGAGGUCAAGGGUCAGCGAGGAGGAAAGAAGAAUCAUGUGAUUACCAAAAUAUCAAAAAGACAAGAAGACUUACAUAACGGAGAAUUGUAAAAACAGUUUUAUUAUAAUGAAGGAACAGUAGAACAUAUAAUGGAGAUAAGAAAAUACAGUUUUUUCUAUCACAACAUGAGAUGUGGUUACUUUACACGGGAAAAUGAUUUAUUUAAUGAAAAAUUGAUAAAAAAAAGACUGAAAAUAUAUAAUGUUUUACUUCCAAAUCCUCAAUGUAUUUACAAUUGAAUGUUGAUUGCUUAACGUUUAUUGGCAUUAUUUUGAUUUUAUGGCAUAUUCAGGUCUAGAACACAUCAAGUUCGGCAAAGUAAGUCGACAGGGAUAAAAAGCUAAACAAUUUGACUGCCACACACUUAAUAUCGAUUGGUGUUGUUACGAGCUGAAGUUUUGACGAGGGAUAACAAAUUGACACCUCAGAGAAUAGUUACAAGAGUUCCUCAACGAACAGAGAGAGUAACACUCAACUACCACAAUGCAUCAACCUUUACGUCUUCAUUCCGACCGGACGUAGCUGUGCAUUAAUACAUUUUGCUUCAGUUAUCCAAAUACAUUUAAAACCAAUAAAACAUCUACUGAUCAACACAUGCUCCUUAACGAACGAUACGUGUUAAGUCUAUCGUCAUAAAAAAUAUGAAUUUUUUUUAACUAGCUGAUCACUGCCGUUUAUACCAGAUUUACACACUCUAAACAGUAUCAUGGAUCACGGAUCCUUAUAUGGCACGGAUAAAUGAAAUCCGAAGACUAACAUAAAUUUUAAACUGUAUCUCCUCCAUUUAUCAGACAGUAUGACAGUUUUGUUUAUUCCGUUAUUUGAUAUUGUAUAGCGUUUGAUUGCCAGGUUUAUGGACUUUGCCCCCUUUUUAAAUAUGCCUUGGAGUUUGGUGUUUUUGAUAAUACGUUUUUCUUUAUCUUGACCAUGAUCAGUAUUCUUGACAGCGAUUUUACCACUCUGUUUGUAGAAACUGAUUUAACGUUUUGAAAAUAAAAAAAAUGUUUAUAAUAAAAAAAGAUAAAUCCAACAAAGAUGCCGGGAGUAUAAUCUGGUUUAUCAGAUACUUUUUUCGUCUGAGUCAGUUACACGAGGGUGAAGCCGCGUCAAUCAACAAUGGCAUCGACAUCGACCCCGUGGUUGUAAAAACUCAUCAAAGGAAAGGCACUCUGUUCGCAUUAACGUUUUCAGUUGCGCGAGAUCAACACUAUCAAAGUUUAUUUAUCGAUAAUAAAACAAAAUCAUACAGUGUCAGAAUUGGAACAUAAAAGGACACAUAAACCCGAAACUUCAACUUCAAAACAAAGACUUUGAAAUCUUCAUUAAAUUUUGUUUUAAUCUAAUUUUGAAUUAACCAAUUCUUAGAUAAGUACGCAGUAGUAUAGAGUCAGAAAAUAUGGUAUUCACGUCGUGUAUGUCUAUAUAAGAGGGGCGAAAGAUACCAGAGUGACAAUCAAACUCAUAGAUCGAAAAUAAACUGACAAAGCCAUGGCUAAAAAAGAAAAAGACAAACAGACAAAUAACAGUACACAGGAAACAACAUAGAACACUAAAGACUAAGCAACACCACCAAAAACUGGGGAGGAUCUCAGGUGAUAAUAGAACUUGUCACGUUUACCACCAAAAACUGAAAUAAGCUGAUUCGCCGCUGAUGAGAAUAAAAUAUAUAGGGAAAUACACGUAGGGAUCAGUCAGGUUAAUUUCGUGCCCAACAUGUUGUAGAAAUUAAAUUAAACAUUGUCACCACAAUAAAAUAAGGCUACAGUGACGGUGUUCUUACAAAUCAGCUUCAUAUAGCAAAAGCAUUGCUAAUGCUAGUAAGUAAUUUCAUGAUUAAAUUGUCCACAGAAAAUCGUGUACAGCAUACUUGAAGAGUUGUCAAAACUAAUAUUGAGAUCAAGACAUUUUAUUUGUCGUACAAACCGUUUGCGGCAUUCUUCAGAACACUGGUUAACUCAUCUGCAAACCAAGUUCAUCUUUUUGCCGCUUUGACAUAGCUUUAACUAUUUUUUUGUAAUAUCCGCCAGCACUGCUCAAACCUGUUCAGGAAAUGAAUCAUUCGUUACUUUUUUCAUUUCUUUUGUUCUCAUGAAACUUUUAUCUACACAAUGUUAUUCUCCUGCCUGCGAAUCUAUUAUGUUUUUUUUUUGAUGUAACGUAAAUGAAAACGUCACAUGAAUAUCCAAAUAUCAUGCCAAACCAUCGCACUUCAGCAAAAGGACUAUCGUACUUCGGCGCUGACCAUCGCACUUCAGCGUGACCAUCGCACUUCAGCGUCCCCAUCGCACCUCCGAGUCCUACAUAUAUAUGUGUAUAUUCAUAAGUGUUGAUGAAGCAAGGUGUUGAUGACUAUAUUAUGUUUAUUGAAAAAUUUUGGUUUCAAUGCUAUAUCAUUUAUAUUAAAUACAUAUUUUAUUU